AUGACCCAGACAAAUAUCAGCAGGGUUUUGAACUGUUGCUGUCAGCCUUGGGUGAUCCCUCAGAAAGAGUCGUUAGUGAGUGCCACACAUCAAGUAUUUUUACCAGCCUAUGCUGCCUGGACUACAGAACUUGGAAAUUUACAGUCUCACCUAAUACCCACAUUGCUGAACAAGAUUGAAAAACUUCUCAGGGGGAUCUUCCUGAUCCAGGGAUCGACCCAGGAUCUCCUUCACUGCAGGCAGACUCUUUACCUUCUCAGCCACCAGGAAGGUGAGCACGGGCUGGAUGAACAUAAGCUCCACAUGUAUCUGUCUGCCUUGCAGUCCUUGAUCCCAUCUCUCUUUGCAUUAGUGCUACAGAACGCACCCUUCUCCAGCAAAGCCAAGCUUCAUGGUGACGUGCCACAGAUAGAAGUGACUGGGUUCCCUCGGCCUGUGUGA
Rangifer tarandus platyrhynchus (Svalbard reindeer) is the source of this 441-nucleotide messenger RNA. NCBI's taxonomy places the organism in Eukaryota, Metazoa, Chordata, Mammalia, Artiodactyla, Cervidae. The record is from the annotation of a GenBank genome assembly.